GGUAUGAGCGCAAACACGAAAGGCAAUCCCUCGCUCUCUCUCUCUCUCUCUCUCUCCACCAUCACACGACAUUUCCAAGUAGUGAGACGACGACGACGACCCUUUUGUGUUGGGUUGAUCUUCUUUCCAUACUCUCUCUCCUCUCUCUCUUUCUCUCUCUAAAAAGCUUGAAAUGGGUUCGAGCAGCAGUCGGAUGGGGCGCCGCGCAUCCGAGUCCAAACCUAAUGGGUCGAGGGCUAGGCGCAUACUCUCCUCUCUCAUCUGUGGUUCCUCUACUUCUCAAUCACCCUCUGAGAUGGAAGAAUAUCCAGAAAAAUUCCCAACAAGUUCUGUAGAAAAUUUGACUCCUGUUAAUGAUGAAUUGCGUAGCUCCAGGACAGAAUCAUCUUCAAUCCUUAGUUCAGAAAGUGAGGUUAGUGGUUCCAAAACUGAAGUUGGAGCCUCAUCUGAAGGCAGCACUGGUUCUUUUGAAGAUAACUUUGCUGAAUAUUGUGUAAGAAAUAUUGAGGCAAGUAACACCAGUAAGUGCCUUUUGGAUAGCAAGGAAUCAGUUUCUAAUCUGGUUAAUGCUAAUUGUAAAUGCAAAGAAGUUUAUUUAAAUAAGAAUAGUGCUACAGCUAGUACCUCCUAUGAAGAACAGCCAUAUCUAGGAUCAGUUUCUGUGAAUUCAGGGAUUGGAUUAGAUUCAGCUGCUGUGGCCGAUGCUGAGGCUGAUGCUGAUAGUUCAGAAAAAACAACUGAAUCUUUGAUCUGUCCAGAGGACAUGAGUUCACGCAGUGCAGCCCAGGAGCAUCCUGCUGAGAAUUCUGUUGAAGACCAAGUGAACUCAGUCACGAACCUUAAUGCUUCUUCUGGGUCUCUUUCUGAUUCUCUAUCAAGUCUUCAGUUUGGAGACAAUACUGCUCAAGUGCCAAUACCUCCUGCUUCAGGCUUUCUUGUGUCUGACAGUGAUCAGGGUCCGAGAACUGGUAGUGUACUUCAAGUUGAUGUGGUGAGUAUCUCGACCAACAUUUUAUCUAAUAGCAUUGCUGAAAUAAGUAACCGUGAGGAAAGAAGGAAUAGUAGAAGAAGACUAUUUUGGGAUGCUUUACCAAGACGCAGUUUUAGCAGGCAUAAUGAUUCCCCCACUAUAGUUAUCGCAACAGGUCAUGCUGAUGAUCUAAGAUCUCACGACAGAUGGGUACUUGAUUUGAGUGGUGAUCUUCAUUAUGAUGGAGUUGGCCGUGAGUCUGAAUACCUGGGCACUAGAAGGCAUCGCAGUAUUGAACGACGACGGCAAUUAAGAUCCGAGAUGUCAGAAAGAAUCCGAAGUGGCCUAGAUGGAGGUCGGCAAACUACUUUAUGUGCAUCUGGGAUCCACCCUGAUGGCACUUGCUCAUGUGAUUCAUUCUUCAUAGGUGAAGACUUCAGUACUCUUGCAAGUAUGUCACGGAUAGUCAUGCUUUCUGAGGCUUUGUUUGAGGUUUUGGACGAGAUUCAUCGCCAACCUUUGUCUCUUUCACUACCCAUGCUCUCAGUCCCUGCUCCGGAGUCUGUUGUAAACUCAUUUCCUCUCAAGAAUCACAAAAGGUCAAAUGCAACUGAAAGUGAACCAAGUGAUGUGAAAGAGUGUUACAUUUGUUUGGCUGAGUACGAAGAAGGGGACAAAAUAAGAGUUCUCCCUUGCAACCAUGAAUAUCAUAUGUCAUGCGUUGAUAAAUGGCUCAAAGAAAUGCACGGUGUAUGCCCACUCUGCAGAUGCAAUGUUUGUGAGGGUAUCACCCAGGGUUCUACUUCCAACACUGAAAUUCCAUCUCAAUGAUCAACUGUAUAUAUCGAUGUAGAUAGGUAGACUCUGAAAUGUUCAUGCCUACUGUGGUGUACCUGAAUUUCAUUUUCUUUCUGCCUCUGUACUUGUAUUAUAUAGUUUAUCAGACAUAAAUAUAUAUACAUACAUGAUAUAGUGUGUAAAAUUUUCAUAUUCUGCAGUUUAUAGCUGAUAUCUGUGUAAUAUUAAUCGCAUAGACUUUGAUACAUCACCAUGCGUAAUGUUUUUUGGUGUGAUGAGGAAUUGCCAGCCAAACUUGGAAGAUU
This is a messenger RNA of Camellia sinensis, 2073 nucleotides long. RefSeq lists its product as uncharacterized. NCBI's taxonomy places the organism in Eukaryota, Viridiplantae, Streptophyta, Magnoliopsida, Ericales, Theaceae. The record is from RefSeq and is a predicted model, not a curated record.